GAACAUGACCUUGUCGGUUGUUUUGCACAGAGAAAGAAAAACCAAAACCCCUUCAUCUCAUCAGUAUCUUUCUCUCUAUCUCUCCCCCAACAAAAAAAUAAAAAAAACUUAAUCUUACCGCUGGCUUCUUCACAAGCAACCAAGCUGUCUCUUGUUGGAUAUGUAGUUGGCUUGUUGGAAGCACAGAGGCACAGUCCCCAUUAACCCACCUAAAUUAAACCCAUCUUCUUUUUCUUUCUCUCUUCUUUCUUGCUUGUGCUUGUGCUUCUACUUCUACGUACACUCAUAACCCAGAGCCAUUCCAGCAAUAAAGGAUCAUAAAGGCUAAAGCUGGUCGUGUGGUCGUCAUGCUUCUCUCUCUCUCUUUUCUCCUGUGAGUUAGGUCCCAUUUAUACUUUGUAUUUCUUGUCUGUUUUCCAUUUCUCAGACCUGUUUUUUCUUUUAUUUCUUCUCAGUGCAAUAACUUGUCUAAUCUUGUAUGUGUGUGUUUGUGUGUCUUAUGAGAAAAUUAGAGCCUUAGAACUGCAUCAUUAACCUUGGAAAACACGUAUUAUGUUAGGGCAUUUUUGUUAAGCUUUGGAUUAGAAAGAUUUCAGAAGUUUUUUUUUAUUUUUUUAUUUAUAUUAAAGACUAGAUCAAGAAAAGAAAAUUUCUAUAGCAAGCUAGUGCGAUCUAAGGUAUAUAUAUAUAUAUACAUGGAAUUAAGAGCUCCAGAAAUGAAUGAUAUAAGAACGUCAGUGCCUUCAAGUUUUAGUCACCAAUCAUCAGCAGUGGAAAAAAGAAGAGAUGGGAAUCACAAUGGCAAUUCAUCUCUUGCUUACAACCAAACCCUAGAUCAAAACAGACAAUCAUCACUUUCCCAAGCAAGAUCUCCCAACCCAGAUCGACUUUCAACCAUUUCAAAAGGAUCCAACUCCAAGACAUCCAAUGUCAGGUAUCGAGAAUGUCUUAGGAACCACGCGGCCAGCGUCGGCGGCAAUGUUUUUGACGGCUGUGGUGAGUUCAUGCCUGGGGGAGAAGAAGGCACAAUCGAAGCUUUAAAAUGUGCGGCUUGUGACUGCCACCGUAACUUCCACCGCAAAGAGGUGGAUGGGGAGACUCAAUUUAGUCCGAGUUCGAGAAGAAGUCCGUUCGUCCUUCAAUUGCCACCACCAUUACCCUCUCCAACAGUACUUCAUCAUCAAAGAUAUUCCAUGGGAUUGCACACUAGCCCUACCACUGCAAACAUGGUUCAACCCAUGAGUGUGGCUUUUGGUGGUGGCGGAGGUGGAGGAACUGAGUCCUCUAGUGAAGACCUCAAUCCCUUCCAUUCUAAUGCUGAGGGAAUGCCACCACCACCACCAUAUGUUUUAUCCAAGAAAAGGUUUAGGACCAAAUUCACUCAAGAACAGAAGGAUAAAAUGAUGGAGUUUGCAGAGAAGAUCGGGUGGAGGAUCAGUAAGCCGGAAGAGGAGGAGGUGGUGAAGUUCUGUGCAGAAGUUGGGGUGAGAAGGCAAGUGUUCAAAGUGUGGAUGCAUAAUAACAAGAAUAUGAAGAAGCAGCAACAGGAGCAGCAAGAGGAGGAAGAGCCACUGUGAGCGAGAGAGAAGAACAAGUAAUUAAAAAAAAUUAAAGGAGAAGAUUGCUUGAGGGGUUGAAGGAGAAGGAAGAAUAUAUAAAUGUAGAUAUUAAAAACAUGGUUGGGAGAGAGCUGGGAUUAGCAAGUUUUCUUGAGAGGAAAAUCUUCCAUGUCUGAGAUUUUUGUGUAAUUCCCAGCUAUGUUGUUAAUUUUGCUUUCUUCGUUUUUACCAUUGGAGGUACACUGGCAUUUUCUAAUUUCUCAUCUCUGCUUGGGAAUUCUCAAUAGUUUUUUCUCCUA
Messenger RNA from Manihot esculenta (cassava), 1858 nucleotides. RefSeq names its product zinc-finger homeodomain protein 5. NCBI's taxonomy places the organism in Eukaryota, Viridiplantae, Streptophyta, Magnoliopsida, Malpighiales, Euphorbiaceae. The record is from RefSeq and is a predicted model, not a curated record. Gene Ontology annotation, biological process: regulation of DNA-templated transcription; regulation of developmental process. Bases 696 to 1577 code for a protein of 293 amino acids. The transcript has a single exon. Gene Ontology annotation, cellular component: nucleus. Gene Ontology annotation, molecular function: transcription cis-regulatory region binding; DNA-binding transcription factor activity.